Molecule: messenger RNA, 2497 nt
Organism: Eruca vesicaria subsp. sativa (arugula)
Lineage: Eukaryota; Viridiplantae; Streptophyta; Magnoliopsida; Brassicales; Brassicaceae
Source: the annotation of a GenBank genome assembly
AGACAAGAAUGUAUAUUGUUUUGUUUCCAGUUUGAGUAAUAGGCGACCUCCGUUCUCCCGCUCUUCCCAAACUCCCAUCAGAUUCUCCGCCCAUCUUCUAUUGUCCUUUCGUUUUUCCCCCCGGAAUGGAAAACAAGUCAUCAAAACUUAGUUCUAAGAAGAAAGAAGCAGCACCAGAAUUGGAUAAUGGUAGUUUUAUUGAUCCUCUGGGGCGCCGCAAGUCCAAGCGUUUUAAGGCUUCAGCGGUGAGAGACUUCCCACCUCAUUGUGGACCAAGUUCCACUAGUCUCAGAUCAAGUGAGGGAGCUGAACAAGUGAAAGAUAUGAAUUUGGCGGAAGAAGAUGAAAGUUUUACCAGGUCGGGUGGCUAUCGAAGCGUUGGGGUAAAGCAGCUUGGUGGAAGAAAGAUCAUUGCAGUAAGAGACUUCCCUCCAAACACAGGGACCAAGUUUUCCGAUUACGGAAAGACCGUGAAGGACGCUGUCUCCAAGAAAGAGUUAACAUUGGAUUCUGGUGACCAUUCUUUCCAAUCUCCUGCUAAAAGCAUGUCGCCACAUGUUUCGAAGCCGUUGGAAUCUGUGAAAUCAAAAUUUACAAUCCCUAAACCACAUGAGAUGGCAAGCAAGAUGAAGAAAAGGGAAGGUGUUGUAUUGCCUAAACCCUUGAGGCUUCUUCAGAAGAUUAAUGGAGAUAACGGUGAAGGAUCUAGUAGGAAGAAGCCUGCUGCGCUUCCUCCUUCGCGUCCUAGUGGCUCAAGCAGUGGAGAUAGUGCUAGGGACAAAGUAAUGGAAACUCUACGUCUCUUCAGUGAAGCUUGUAGAAAACUUAUACGAGAGGAAGAAGCAAAUCCUAGGCCAAAAAACGGUGUUCACUUCAAUGUUUCUGUGGAGGCUUCGAAGAUUGUCAAGAGCAAAGGCAAGUAUCUUAACGUUGGUAACAAGAUUAUAGGAACUGUCCCUGGUGUUGAAGUAGGCGACGAGUUUCAGUACAGAAUUGAGCUGAACUUUCUUGGUAUACACAGAGCAGUUCAAGCUGGUAUUGAUUUUAUUAGAGACGACAACAAGGAGCUACUUGCCACAAGUGUUGUAGCCUCUGGUGGCUACGAUGACGACCUUGGUAACUCUGAUAUGUUGGUCUACACAGGCCAAGGUGGGAAUCUAUCUAAAAAUCCACAAAAGGGGAAUAUAAAUAAUGAACCUAAAGACCAACAGCUCUUAAGGGGAAACCUCGCUUUGGCGAACAGUAUAGAUAAACAGAACCCUGUGAGGGUCAUAAGAGGAUACAAGAAGACACCUUCUGAUAAUAACAAAACCUACGUUUACGAUGGGUUGUAUCUUGUGGAAGAGUUUUGGAAAGAAGUGGGGGCUUAUGGUAAGCUUGUCUUUAAGUAUAGACUGAGACGUAUUCCUGGACAGCCUGAGCUCACUUGGAAAGUGGUGAAGAAAGCUAAAGCGUCUAAAGUCAGGGAAGGUCUUUGCUGUGAUGAUAUCUCAGGAGGGAAAGAGAAGUUACCUAUAUGCGCUGUGAAUGAGAUAGACGACGAGAAACCGCCUCAGUUUAUCUACACUGUUAAAAUGAUAUAUCCUGAUUGGUGUCAGCCGAUUCCUCCAAAGGGAUGUGGCUGCACAAAACGAUGCAAUGACUCAACAAACUGUGCUUGCGUUGCGAAAAACGGUGGAGAGUUACCUUACAAUUAUGAUGGAGCCAUUGUUUUUAGAAAGCCUAUGGUCUAUGAGUGUGGCCCACUCUGUAAAUGCUCGCCUGAUUGUUACCUCCGUGUCACACAGAGAGGGAUCAAGAUCCAGCUUGAGAUCUUCAAAACCGAGAAAAGAGGCUGGGGAGUGAGGUCUCUUGAGUCUAUUCCUUCGGGAAGCUUCAUCUGUGAGUACACAGGAGAGCUUCUACAGGAAAACGAAGCUGAUAGGCUUGCAGGUAAAGACGAGUAUUUAUUCGACAUCGGCACAGAGAAUGAGGGUAGCUUCUAUGACAAUAGUUUCUUUACCAUAGACGCUGCAAGGAAAGGGAACGUUGGCAGGUUUAUAAACCAUAGCUGCUCUCCGAAUCUGUACGCUCAAGACGUUUUGUACCACCAUGAGGAUAUGAGAAUCCCUCACGUGAUGCUGUUUGCCAAGGACAAUAUACCUCCACUUAAGGAACUAACGUACUAUUAUAACUAUAAGAUUGGUCAGGUGCUGGACGCUGAUGGUAAUGUCAAGGAGAAAAAAUGCUACUGUGGUUCGGCCAGGUGCAGUGGUAGACUCUACUGAUAAGCUCCGAUGUUGCUGCUUGGAUUUAUAUUCUUCUUCUGCUUAUUCUUUUAUCUAAUGUUCAGUGAAUUAGUAAUAGCAUUAUAGCCGUUGGUAUUAUUAGUCUUUCUCCUAUAGUAUAUUGCUGUUUGUGACAUUUCCUUGAAACUCACCAUGAGCUAGUCUUUCCUAGUUUUUUUGUUUCUUCCAUAAACUGCAUUGUUUUUUUUCUAGUUUUUUGUGUUCUUCCA